Drosophila ananassae is the source of this 2417-nucleotide messenger RNA. Its product is annotated as F-box only protein 39. Lineage: Eukaryota; Metazoa; Arthropoda; Insecta; Diptera; Drosophilidae. Gene Ontology annotation, molecular function: protein binding. Bases 264 to 1814 code for a protein of 516 amino acids. The record is from RefSeq and is a predicted model, not a curated record. The transcript is spliced from 6 exons.
UUUGAAUAUCUGAACGGCAAAGAAUCACAAUCUAUUCGGGAGACAGUCGCUGGCCAAACGCGACGCAACUGCGAAUGCAGCGGACGAUCGGCGGGUCCAACUAUAUAAAAAUAAACCGACAGAAAGAAGAAGCUAUCAGAGCAAGCUGUGCCAAAAAAUUUCAAAAUUAGAGUACAUAUAGUGAUGUGCGGUUCGUUUUGGUUGUAAAUAAUUUGUAAAACCAAUCCCAAUAAUAACAAGAAAUAUCCGAGUCCUAAACAAACAUGGCAGCUGUAAGUUUUGGCCGAAAGGGCAGCGGACAGCUGGAGGUUAUGCAAAAAGCUGGCUGGAAGAUCGACGAGAACGAGAAAGCCUGCUAUAUUGAUGUGGAUGAGGACGACAGUGAAUCCACCGAUGGAGCUGAUGAUUCCACAAAAGUUUACUCAAACUGGUGCUAUCUGCCCAACAUUGUACUCGAAGAGGUAUUUUCGUACCUCAGCCCCAAAGAGCGUUAUUACGCCGGAUUGGUCUGCCGGCAGUGGUACAGUGCUUUAUAUUUGCCCACAGUUUGGAAUAAUUUUAUAGUGGAUGAUCGCACACUGACCCGACCGAAGUACAACUACUACUCCGGUUGGCAGUACUGCCUGGACCACAUGCGCACCCAGAACUGUCUGGCCAGGAUUGGGAAGUACUUGAGAGGCAUUGAGUUUAGGCCCUGGCACAGCUUCAACAAUAUCUAUCAGUUUAUGACCAUGUUGUCGUGGAGUAUGGACAAGAGCAACGAACCGAAUCCGCAGCCGGAGUUAAUAGGAAUGGGUCGUCGAAUUCGAUCCCUGGUGUAUCAUUUUCCGUGCAAUAUGUCGCAGCCAAAUGAUCCCGAGGGGAUCAAGCUCUUCGGAACUGGUGGUCAGCUGCUGAAGGGUCUGAAGGAGCUGCUCCAGAGAUUAACCGACCUGCACACCCUUAAGCUGGUGGACUUUGUGCUGGAACGCUUCGAGGCGAAUCACCUGCUGGACGAAGUGGUUUGCAGCUGUUGUACCAAAAUGCGAGUGCUCAACUUGGUGAAUGUGACAACCACCCACUGCCCCAUCAUGCAUGUCGGACUCUUCCUCAACCUGCAGGUGCUCACCAUCUCCCCGCAAAACAUCGACGACGAUGUUCUGUCCUUGUUGGCGGACACCAAACUGCGUCACUUGCAUUUGCUGCAAAACUGCUAUACACCCAAAUACGUGACCAUAAGCGCCUGCGGGGUGAAGGCCUGGCGGAGCCUGAAAAAAACCAAUCCUCGGAUGCGUGUUCAUCUCCGCUUGGAGAACCUGGAUGAUGGGGAGGUCGUGCUACAGCCGGAGGCUCCGGUUCAUAGUAUCACCUACUGUGCCCCGCAGGCCAGAAUCCGGCCCGAAUUGGUAGUCCGGAUGGUGGACCACUACCGGAACACGCUCGCCGUUUAUGGCCAUGAGCUGCUGCCGCGCUUUUCCAGCCCCAAACCGUUUCAUAAUCGCAUCGACAGCUUAUUGUUGCUGAUGUGCCGGCAAUGCUUCAAUGUGGACACUCUGACCAUCCGCGAGAAAGUCUCCACAUCGACACUUCUGUUGAUUGCGAAAACUGCCAAAAAUCUGCGGAAUCUUUACGUCCGUCGCUUUGCCGUAAUCUUGCGCUGCGACUGGCCCAGACAUCCGGAGUGGACUGAUGAGUUCCACAUCUGGCUCCGGCGCAACUCCCGAUCCUACGAGGCAGUCGAGCGGGAAAUCUCCCAGAUACUGGGCUACAAGUGGCAUCUACUCAGUGAUCGUGAUUUUAAGCAGCUGACAGUGAAUGUCAAAUCGGGGGCAUAAGGAAUUUGCCACAAAUCCCUGAACUUGUGAGAAUUGUGAUAAAAAAAAAGGUUUAGAGCUUUACUUAAUCAAUGAAAGAGGUUUACAGUGCCAAAGAAUAAAAUAAAUAUUGUUAAAAACGAAUCAUAUUGUUGCAAUUAUUAACACCUUAUUCACAAUUUUCAUUGACUUGGAACUCUGUUUGUCUACCUUCCGGGUGGUUUACCAAAAUUGAGGACUCAGAAAUGGUUUAAAAGCCUCUGCAGCGGAACCAAGUGCAUCAGUUACAACCAAUUGUAGAACCAUGAAAGUAAUAAUCUUCUUCCUGGGAUUCCUGUUCCUUAUUGCUGCGGCUUUUGCCGAUCCUGUGCCGCAACCGCAUCACCAUCCUGACCAUCAUGAUCCCCAUCGUGACCAUGAUCCACAUCAUGGACUGGACUUCUACGAUCACCAUGAUCCUCAUCACGAUCCUCACCAUCACUAAAGAUGUAAUAUAAUGCGAUAAAAUCUCUCAAAAUCUCUAGAGUAAUCUCUCAAGAAAGAUAUUCUAAAAUGUAACAUUUUUUCAAUAUAAACAUGGAUUGUGACUUCAAGAACUUGAAUAAAUUUCCCACUUAGCUCUGA